Gigantopelta aegis is the source of this 4048-nucleotide messenger RNA. Its product is annotated as troponin I-like. Gene Ontology annotation, biological process: muscle contraction. NCBI's taxonomy places the organism in Eukaryota, Metazoa, Mollusca, Gastropoda, Neomphalida, Peltospiridae. The transcript has 18 exons. The record is from RefSeq and is a predicted model, not a curated record. Gene Ontology annotation, cellular component: troponin complex. The coding region runs from base 437 to 1663 and encodes 408 amino acids.
UUCCUGGGCUCCCUCCGCCACCUGAUCUCAUGUAAUUAACUAAUUAAUGUAGAUUUUAAACCUAAAUUGGAUGUAGUUAUACUGGUUACAGAGGAUUCUCUAAUAUCUGGUCAUUGCAUUGAUCUGGUGGGCUUGUGUAAGCAUAUAUAAGUUUGCCCUUCUUGGAAUUUGAGCAUGUGUCUGUCUGUUGUUGCUUGACAUGUGGUACUAGUUUCUAAACCAGCACUCGGCAGUAACUCACACUGUAGCAUUUCGCAGUGUACCGGCUACAGUGGACCCUUAUUUCUGCUUAUUUCUUGGAACAGUACAGUUUUAUACAAAUAUUAGUGCAGUAGAAGGUAGCACUGGUUUCUUUUUGAUCGGUGGUUUGGACAGUAGCAGCAGGCAGCCUCCUUCUCUCUUCAAAGUUUCGUUAGUUGACCAAUUUUGACCAAUCAUGAGUUCUGCUGAAGAGCGUCGUGAGGCUCGCAGACGCAGACGUGCACGCGGUGAUGAUGAACUAACUACCAGUAGCUGGAGAAGACAUCUAGAAGUGAGUGAAUCUAGCGCUGUAAAUGGCGAGGAUGACCUUGAGAGGAGGCGCCGUGAGCGAAGGGAAGCGAGACUCAGAGCUGCCGACGCCCCUGCUGAAGAAGAAACUAGCAGUCGUCGUAGCAGACGUAACCGAGGAGGUGACGACGAAACUCCCGCAGAGGAAGUAACAUCAUCGCGUUCUCGUAGACGCCGGGGUGGGGACGACGAGGAUGCAACUCCCAAGGAAGAACCUAAGCAAGAGGAUGCAACUCCCAAGGAAGAACCUAAGCAAGAGGAACCAGCAGAAACAGGAGACGACUCCGCAGCGCAGGAAGCAGCAGCCGCAGCAGCAGCAGAAGCAGAAGAACGUCGCCGGCGGCAACAGCAAGAGGAGGAAGAGGAAGCUCGUCGAAAAGAGGAAGAGAAAGAGAGAAAGAAGCAGGAGGCUGAGCAGAAACGGCGAGAGGAAGAAGAACGAGGAAAGAAGGAAGAAGAGGAACGAAAACGCAAGGAAGAAGAAGCCAAAAUGGAGGAAGAAAAAUUAGAGCGAGCACGCCAAGAGCAGGAGGAGGAAAUUCGCCGAAAGAAAGAGGAGGAGGCAAAGAAGAAGAAGGGAAAAAGGAAAGGUCUUGGCGGCCUUUCACCUGAAAAGAAGAAACUUCUUAAGAAACUCAUUAUGCAAAAGGCUGCCGAGGACUUGAGAAAUGAGGCAAAGAAAAAAGCUGAGGAGAAGGAGAAAUAUAUCAAUGCCCAGGUGCCUGAGCUGAACACUACUGGAAUGAACCAAGUUGCUGACCUGCAGCAGCUGUGUAAGAAACUCCAUGAAAAGAUCUGUGUGUUGGAGGAGGAAGUCUUUGACUGGGAAGUCAAAAUCAGGAAGCAAGACUUUGAGAUCAAUGAAUUAACACUGAAAGUUAAUGAUACCAAAGGCAAAUUCAUCAAACCCGUCCUUAGAAAAGUCAAUAAGACAGAAAGCAAACUUGCCAAGCUGGAUAAGAAAGAAUCUAGAGAUUUCCGUAGCAAUCUUAAAUCAACAGGCCAGAACAAGUUUGCACUGGAUGAAAAGGAAGAUUCUAAGAAGCCAGAAUGGUUAGAGCGCAAGUUGGAGGGCGAGGAGGCGAAGGAUGCUGCCACGGCCGCUCAGAGUUGAAUAUUUACUCACUCUGACUCUGUCCCGUCCCUUUUCGACAACCUUCCGUGUGAUCAUGCGUCAGAUACAGAAAAAUACUUCAAAUUUCAACCCAAACAGUUUUUUCGCUACGAGAGAAGAAUUCAGCAGAAGGGUCCACUACGAGAGCCUCUGUCAACUCUGGACAAAUUUAUCAGUGUGUUUCUCUGGUCUGAGCUGUCUUUUAUUUUUUGGUGGGUGAAUUUUAAAGUUGUUUAUAGCAAUGUUCUCUCGUACGGGGCCUCGACUAGUACAUAUUGAACUGUUGUGUAUAGGUAAUAUUCUAACCACAAGUCUCUCUCUCUCUCUGUACAUGAGCUCAUAUAUAAAUAAUAAACCGAUUAAUUAACACUUUCUCUGUCAGUGUCAGUAUGUAUAAUAUUUAUAUAAUGGCUAGCUGUAAUUAUGUAUUAUUUUAUGCAGCUCUGUUAUUUGAAAAGUUGUGAUACAUAUUACUUGUAUCAUGUGCAUCAACUUUACGGUUUGGGUUAAAUAUGCGUAGGCAUUGAAAGAUGCCACCAACUGGAGGUGCCAGUAAUAUAUUAAUCCACCUUUUAACAGGGGAGGGGCCAGAUAUUUCGAUGCCUAUGGUUUGCAAUAAAAUUGUAAAAUUAUUUUAGAGUUUUUAAGACAGUUUUGGCAGAGAAAGUGUUAACAGUCUGUGCAUUUUGUUUUCAGUUUCUUUAGUAUUGUUGGUGUGUGAUCUCAUGAUGUUUACAGUGUUGAUUAUUUUUCAAUGAAAAGUAAAUAAAGACUUCAAUAAUAACGAUUAAUUGUUAAAAGUGGUUUCUGACAAACUUGACUAUAUUUCAUUGCUUUUAUUAUUUAGUAAGGAAUUUUUUCAAUAGUUAAAGUUUUUUUCAGUCAGAUAUUUACUGUGGACAUUGCAUUUUGAAAUAGUUGUUGUGAAAUUAAAUGUUUCUUGUGAAAAGGAAAUCUUAUCGCUUGACUUUUUCAAAUAGCAGAUUAUCCGUAGUCCGCAAGCUUAUUUUGAUUUGUUUUGAUUUGAUAAUUUAAUAAUUUAUUGUAUUGAUUUUAAUUGUUUGAUGUAUUUAUUAUGACUGUUAAUAAUUUUAACUUUUAAAGACGAGUAGGAAGUACUUCUAAACUGAUGAUCAAGGUCAAGAGUGGUAUAUGUAAAAUGAUUUAGGAAGACUGUUUCAAGUGGUGCUAUAUUUAUUGUGAAAUAACAGAAACUUCAUUUCAAGUUUCGUCUUUUUCUGUGUCUGAACAAACACCAGCCCCAGAUUAAUAUCUGGAUUUUGUCUGUCUCCAUUUUUAUGAUUAAAAAGUUCUUAAGUUUUAAACAGUUAUGGUAAGAUGUCUGUUUGAAAUUUCUGAAUUCUGAUUAGCAGAAAUGAUUUAUAAACCUUUGUGUCUUUGACUUGUCGUAAGGUCAUUUGUUCCUAUACCAUAAAUGUGGAGACAAGACAUUUGGGUUUUCCCUAAAACAGGAAACAGUUGAGUUCCUGUUUUCUUUAUAUAGAUAUCACAGUGGACUCUGUGCAAACCGGCAUCUGUGUAAACCCGAUUUCUGUGUAAACUGGGUUUCUGUUUUGAUUAAUCGGGAACAGUGUGUAAACCAUCACGAUCACAUGGUCUCAAUGACUUGGAUGAAAUGUCUGUCUAAACCAACACACUGUAUUCCAGAGAUUUUCGUCUGUCAUCCUUUAAUCUGGUUUAGACAAAAUCCACUGUGGUAUAUAAUUAUUUGUGGGGUCAUUUUGCUCCAUAUACAUGUUAAAGAGUGUUUUAAACUCUGGUAACAACAUCCAAAAACAAACAGGCCCAGACUGAAAUUGUUAAUCCUCAAUAGGGGAUUUCUGUAGACUGCAGAUGUUCAUUUGUAGGUAAUUUGUUACUGCAUUUGAAAUUCAGGAAACAAGUUCCUCAAUGAUAGUUUAUUUUAAAUUGUAUGAUCAUACACAAGGACUUUCCAUGAACUGCAGAUUUACUUUUCUUUCAGGGACCUCUUAGUUAGAAAAUUAGGGAAAACCCUUUGAACAUAGUAUGGAACAGAAAACAUUGAUGGAAUUGUGUGAAAUCAUUACGUAACUGAAUGUGUGAUAGUAGAAGUAGGAUUGUUCACAAUGUACAGUAGAGCACUUUGUGAAUUAUUUAAUUUAUUUAUAUCUCUUUUUUUUAAUUUAUUUGAACUUUACUUUGUAAUCAUGUAUACUGUGUUUGUACAUAGUACUGUUGAUAGACUAGUCCUAUUAAACCACUAAAUUAAAAACAUUUGAAAAUCAUUUAAUGGAAUCAAAACUGCUAAACAGAACUUAACAUGCCUGCCUCACUUGCCCUAGCAACUAUUGAAACUUUUAGAAUGCCAGGGGUAAUAAAUAAAAUAUGUUCCUGUUGGCACCA